This is a messenger RNA of Silurus meridionalis, 720 nucleotides long. It is a transcript of the gene eve1, whose product is annotated as even-skipped-like1. Gene Ontology annotation, cellular component: nucleus. NCBI's taxonomy places the organism in Eukaryota, Metazoa, Chordata, Actinopteri, Siluriformes, Siluridae. Gene Ontology annotation, biological process: regulation of transcription by RNA polymerase II. The coding region runs from base 1 to 720 and encodes 239 amino acids. The transcript is spliced from 3 exons. Gene Ontology annotation, molecular function: RNA polymerase II cis-regulatory region sequence-specific DNA binding; DNA-binding transcription factor activity, RNA polymerase II-specific. The record is from RefSeq and is a predicted model, not a curated record.
AUGUUGGCAGAGGACAGAGGGUCGCCAGUUUCUUCCGUUUGUCAUGCUGACAGCGACAAUGGGGAGGAGGAAUCGGGCACGCGCAUGGCCCUGCUGAAUGCAGACCAGAGUCGGCGGCACAGGACAGCGUUCACGCGGGAGCAGCUCGCGCGCCUCGAGCAGGAGUACUGCAAAGAGAGUUACGUGUCACGAGCCAGACGGUGCGAACUGGGGGCGGUCCUUAACCUGCCAGAAACUACCAUAAAGGUCUGGUUCCAAAACAGAAGGAUGAAGGAUAAGCGACAGCGCCAUAGUCUGAGCUGGCCUUACUCAAUGGACCAAAAUAUGUGCACCUUAAUGGUGAGCCAGGCAGUGACAGGGCUGCCAUACCCACUGUUGCCCCACAUUCCCCUGCAGCUAUACUCUCAUCUGGGUGUGGCGGGCAUGCCUUCUGUGUCUAGUCCCUACAGUGCUGGCUGCGUGAGGCCGCUGAACACUGUAUUACUUCCACACUCACCCUACACCAGGAUGGGUGGGUUUCAUUCUCCACUUCUCUACCCUCCAGUGCCCUCAAUGCAACAUCCUAAAGCCUGUCCCUGCCCCUACUGCCUUCACUGGUUUCCACCAGACCAAGUACGCAAAAGUAGAGAUAGCUCUGCUCUUGGGUUGAGUCUAGCCAAUACCUCAGAUCCUUCAGUGACACUAUUAGAUUGCAGAGAAGAAAUGCAUUUGCCCCAGUAA